Cucumis melo (muskmelon) is the source of this 4160-nucleotide messenger RNA. Its product is annotated as pollen-specific leucine-rich repeat extensin-like protein 3. Gene Ontology annotation, molecular function: protein binding. NCBI's taxonomy places the organism in Eukaryota, Viridiplantae, Streptophyta, Magnoliopsida, Cucurbitales, Cucurbitaceae. The record is from RefSeq and is a predicted model, not a curated record. The coding region runs from base 88 to 3960 and encodes 1290 amino acids. The transcript has 2 exons.
AGGAAAUAGAAUUGGCAGAAGGCGAAAAAGAAUCUCAAUCCACAAAAGUACUUGCAACCAUAUAACUAACUUGAAGAGACAAAGAGAAUGGGUUUAAAAAGGGUAAAAUGGGGUCCCAUGUUCCAAUACAGCGACAACCAUUUCACCAUGGCUUCUCUUCACAGAAAGCAAGCUCACCAUGCUUGCUUUCUUAUUAUUCUUUUUCUUUUCUUCUCUCUCCCAUCUUUCUCUGUCUCUAUCUCGGAAGCCGAAGCUUCGUAUCUCACUCGUCGUCAACUAUUGGCUCUAAAAGAACAUGAUGAACUCCCUGAUGACUUUAAAUAUCAACUUGACAUUGCCGACACUUUUCCAAAUGAGAGGUUGAAGAUGGCUUAUGUAGCCCUUCAAGCAUGGAAAUUAGCUAUUUAUUCCGACCCACAAAACAUGACUGCCAAUUGGGUUGGCGCCGAUGUUUGUUCUUACACCGGCGUCUUCUGUGCUCCGGCGCUUGAUAACCCAAACAUUGAGGUUGUGGCUGGCAUUGAUUUGAACCAUGGUGACAUUGCAGGGUACUUGCCUCCGGAACUUGGGCUUUUGACCGACUUGGCUCUCUUCCAUAUUAACUCUAACCGAUUUUGUGGGAUCAUUCCUUCUAGCUUCUCCAAGCUUGUACUCAUGUUUGAGUUUGAUGUCAGUAACAACCGCUUCGUUGGCCAUUUUCCUCUCGUUGUCCUCGAAUGGCCAAGUGCGAAGUACCUCGAUCUCAGGUACAAUGACUUCGAAGGAGAAAUCCCCUCCACACUCUUCACUAAGGAGUUCGACGCCAUCUUCCUAAAUAACAACAGAUUCAAUUCUCUAAUCCCUGAAACCAUUGGAAAUUCCACCGUCUCUGUUGUCUCCUUUGCCAACAACGAAUUCCACGGCUGCAUUCCUAGCACCAUUGGUCAAAUGUCUAACCUCAAUCAAAUUCUCUUCCUUGGCAACAAGCUCGGCGGCUGUUUUCCACCUGAGAUCGGAAACCUUGUCAAUCUCACAGUCUUCGACAUUAGCAGCAAUGGUUUCACAGGUCAAUUGCCAGAAUCCUUGUCUGGCCUCCAAAAUUUGGAGAUUUUGGACGUUAGCAACAAUGAAUUGAGGGGUUCUGUCUCUGCAGGCCUUUGCAAGUUACCUAAAUUGGCUAACUUCACUUUCUCCUUCAAUUACUUUGAUGGGCAAGAUACGGCGUGUGUUGCAUCUAAAGGAUCAGAGAAGGUCUUUAAUGAUGGUCAAAAUUGUUUGGCAAAUCGACCAGUGCAAAAAGAUGCAAACAAAUGUAGCACUGUCUUGAAGAAAUUAGUAGAAUGUGGCAAUUGUGGUGGUGGGUCAAGUUCUCCCGGUGUGCCGUCGACUCCUGAGGAUCCAUAUGAUCAGUCUCCAUCACCAAGAUACAGAUCUCCACCACCUCCGGUAGUCACUCCACCAUCUCCAAGUGAGACCUCUGUUCCAUCACCACCACCAGUCUCCUCUCCUCCACCUCCUGUUCAUUCACCACCACCCCCAGUCCACUCCCCACCUCCACCGGUUCACUCCCCACCUCCACCGGUUUACUCCCCACCACCUCCACCGGUCCACUCCCCACCACCUCCCGUCCACUCCCCACCCCCACCGGUCCACUCUCCACCACCACCGGUCCACUCUCCACCCCCACCGAUCCAUUCUCCACCUCCACCGGUCCAUUCUCCACCUCCACCGGUCUACUCUCCACCUCCACCGGUUUACUCUCCACCACCACCGGUCCAUUCUCCACCACCACCGGUUUACUCUCCACCCCCACCAGUCUAUUCUCCGCCUCCACCUGUCUACUCCCCUCCACCACCAGUUCAAUCUCCACCACCUCCGACUGCAUCUCCUCCUCCUCCUGACUCUUCACCACCACCAUCAUUUGAAGAUUCCAACACGACGACAACCCAUUUCACCAUGGCUUCUCUUCACAGAAAGCAAGCUAAUCAUGCCUGCUUUCUUCUUCUGCUUUUCCUCUUUCUCUCUCUCCCAUCUCUCUCUCUCUCUAUCUCGGAAGCCGAAGCAUCGUAUCUUACUCGUCGUCAACUAUUGGCUCUAAAAGCACAUGGUGAACUCCCUGAUGACUUCAAAUACGAACUUGACAUUCCCGAUACUUUUCCAAAUGAGAGGUUGAAGAAGGCUUAUGUAGCCCUUCAAGCAUGGAAAUUAGCUGUUUAUUCAGACCCACAAAACAUGACCGCCAACUGGGUUGGCGCCGAUGUUUGUUCUUACAUCGGCGUAUUCUGUGCUCCAGCGCUUGAUGACCCAAAAAUUGAGGUUGUGGCUGGCAUUGAUUUGAACCAUGGUGACAUUGCAGGGUACUUGCCUCCAGAACUUGGGCUUUUGACCGAUUUGGCUCUCUUCCAUAUUAACUCUAACAGGUUCUGUGGAAUCAUUCCUUCUAGCUUCUCCAAGCUUGUACUCAUGUUUGAGUUUGAUGUCAGUAACAACCGCUUCGUUGGCUACUUUCCUCUCGUUGUCCUCGAAUGGCCGAGUGCGAAGUAUCUCGAUCUCAGAUACAAUGACUUCGAAGGAGAAAUCCCCUCAACACUCUUCACCAAGGAGUUCGACGCCAUCUUCCUAAACAACAACAGAUUCAAUUCUCUAAUCCCUGAAACCAUUGGAAAUUCCACCGUCUCUGUUGUCUCCUUUGCCAACAACGAAUUCCACGGCUGCAUUCCUAGCACCAUAGGCCAAAUGUCUAACCUCAACCAAAUUCUCUUUCUCGGCAACAAGCUCGGUGGUUGUUUCCCACCUGAGAUCGGAAACCUCGUCAAUCUCACAGUCUUCGACGUCAGCGGCAAUGGCUUUAUAGGUCAAUUGCCAGAAUCCUUGUCUGGCCUCCAAAAGUUAGAGAUUUUAGAUGUUAGCAACAAUGAAUUAAGGGGCUCUGUCUGUGGAGGCAUUUGCAAGUUGCCUAAAUUGGCUAACUUCACUUUCUCUUUCAAUUACUUUGAUGGAAAAGAUGCGACGUGUGUUGCAUCUAAAGGAUCAGAGAAGAUCUUUGAUGAUGGCCAAAAUUGUUUGGCAAAUCGACCAAUGCAAAAAGAUGCAAACAAAUGUAGCACUAUCUUGAAGAAAUCAGUGGAAUGUGGCAAUUGUGGUGGUGGGUCGAGUUCUCCUGGUGUGCCGUCAACUCCUGAGGAUCCAUAUGAUCAGUCUCCAUCACCAAGAUAUAGAUCUCCACCACCUCCGGAGGUCACCCCAUCAUCUCCAAGUGAGACCUCUGUUCCAUCGUCACCACCGUCUCCAGUUGAGUCUUCACCACCAACCUCAACUCCAUCCUUACCACCUACCAUUGAAACACCUACUUCAUCUCCAGCUGAAUCUCCCCUACCACCACCGCCAAUCUAUUCCCCUCCACCGCCACCAAUUAGUUCCCCACCACCACCUAUCCACUCUCCUCCACCCCCUGUUCACUCACCACCACCACCGGUCUCCUCUCCUCCACCUCCUGUUCACUCACCACCACCACCAGUUUCCUCUCCUCCACCACCGAUUCACUCUCCACCUCCACCAGUUCACUCCCCACCUCCACCGGUUCACUCCCCUCCUCCACCGGUUCACUCCCCACCUCCACCUGUUCACUCUCCACCACCCCCCGUCUACUCUCCUCCCCCACCAGUUCAUUCCCCACCACCGCCUGUCUACUCUCCACCCCCACCAGUCCAUUCCCCACCACCGCCUGUCUACUCUCCACCCCCACCAAUCUACUCUCCUCCACCACCAGUCCUCUCUCCACCUCCACCCAUCUACUCUCCACCACCACCACCUGUUUACUCCCCACCGCCACCUGUUCAAUCUCCACCACCUCCGACUGCAUCUCCUCCUCCUCCCUCUUCCGAUUCUUCACCACCACCAUCAUUUGAAGACGUGAUCCUCCCACCAAAUAUCGGCUUCCAAUAUACAUCACCGCCUCCACCAAUGUUCCCCGGUUAUUGAGGAGUCUCAUCUCAAAAAAUCGUAAGUUUUAUUAAGAGCCAUUAGUUUUAUGACUACAUCAUGUUCAAUUGUAACCUUGUUUACUCUUUCCUAAAAAUUCAAAAUAUUACUUCUUUGUCAUAUACAUUUGACAUCUUUUUUUUUUUUAUUAGUGUAGGUUCAAUCUUCUUACUGAAAUGAAGAGAAAUUUUUUUUAUCCA